UGCAUUAUGCAUUUGUCCAGUCAACUGCAUAAUUAAGUUUGACGGAAACCUGGGAACAUUACUCCUCGUAAAUCCACGCUUAAUUAACCAUCAAUUUUUUUUACAUUACAUCAUUAAACAACAAGUUUCCAUAAUUACUACAUACCUCUAAAACUUUAGAAUGGAAAACCACACUGAUCCAGAUUCAUUUCGUGCACAUCUUAUCAGCUACAUUACCGAGUUUUACACAAUUUUUGCUGCCGAAUUGGAAAGCUGCACGAGACUCGGGACAGGACAGGAAAAAGCUCAACCAGGAAAAAUUACCGGUGCAGCUGCAACUUUAGCGACACCGGUCCCCAUAGUUGGUCCAGCAUUGAAAACGGCCAUAAAUGCAGGCUACUCUAUUCUCAAAGCGAAAGAUAAGGAACUAAUCUCAAAACACCUGCUGUUUAAAACCUAUAAAGAGGAAUGCAUAAUAAAAGGCGGAGCCAGGUUGUUCAUCUCGUACAAAGAACAAAUAUUCGACUCCAUUCUAAACUCUGAUGGAAAUCGGAGAACAUUCUGUUUGGACGCCGUUCAUAGAAUAUUUUUCAGUUUUCUAUCCAACAUUAAAGAAUCCAAGCUUUGCGAGGUGGAGGGUCCUGACUGCAUCGUACAAGCGUUGGUGUCGGGACGCUCAAAAAACGGAUUGCUUUCUCGAACCACGGGUGGAAUAAUUCGGAAGGGUAAUCCCAACCUGGUUUUGAAAAAUGGAAAGAGAAUCUACGCCCAAGAACUUUUCCAAAUUUUCUCAAAUCUGUAUGACGAUAAAAAUUAUGAUUUAAAGAAUACAGAAUCUGGAAAUUUAGAAUUCUGGAAAAUAAAUGAACCGUUGAUCGAACAAGUUUAUCGUCACGUCUGCGAAUUAGUUUUGAUACCAAAUGGUCCAAAAAAUGUGCCCAAAUCUGACAGUGAACUCCCCUUAAAAAAGAAAUUCAAUUUCCGAUCCGUCACAACUACGUUUUCCGGACGAAGUGCUACUUUAGCUAAACUUGCAGAAAAAUGGGCGUCCUCAACUGAACUGACCAUUUUCGCCAUAACCGGACUUGGUGGGAUAGGAAAGACCCAGCUCGCCCUCAAGUUUUCAAUGCUCCACUUUUCAAAUAAUGUUGUCAUAUUUGCGUCCGGCGAGACUCCGGAAACAUUCCGAAACUCUAUUGUAUGUGUCGCCAAAGAGAUUAAAGUUCAUGCAGAGGAGAUGAAAACCUGGAAAACAUGUGACAUAUUUUUGAAAUGUGUGCAACAUUUUGACAAAAUUUCGCCACAAUGGCUUCUCAUUGUAGAUAAUAUGGACGAGCUCAACCCGGAAGUAACUGAAUUUCUGAAAGAUCUCCAUUCUCAGGAGGCUUGGUCACGUCGUAAUUUGAUUCUUGUCACGUCUCGCGACACUUCUGCCACUCUGCAACUGGCACCUUCUUACUCUGAAAGAUUGACCGUUUUGGAGAGUUGGGAGGCAGAAGAGUUAGUAAAAAAUUGCCUUCCCGAAGAAGAUGACAAUGACGUUGCCAAGUUGUGUGAAGUCCUCCAAUGUUUCCCUCUCGCUCUUCAGCAAGCCAUCGCAUACAUUGUGACCGAGCAACAAACCGGGUUGGACGGUCCCGCAUAUAAAAUUCCGGAUUUCUUACAGACUUUUAGCAGACUUGAUGAGAAACGUAAAGUUCUUGGGCUCAAGUUGAACUACACGCACAAUUACGAGUAUCCAACACUGGUCACGUGGGACGCAUCAUUCGCCAAGAUUAAAGGAAACAGUGAAUGUGGUCAUGAGGCGGAAAUCAUAUUGGAAUUACUCGCAUUUCUGAACCCCGACGGGGUAUCACUCACUUUCCUGGAAUCUAUUUAUUUAUCUGUAAUUGGAGAUAAAGACAAAAAUUGCCAAGAUAACACUGAAAGAAAAUCCCUCUACUGGAAAAGUCUCCUCCUCAUAAAAAAAUACUGCCUCAUCGAAACAAACGGCAGAUCAAUCACAAUUCACCGACUGGUCCAGGAAGCAACAAAAUUGGGAAUGGACAACACCCACCAAGAAGAAAUACUCAAGAAACUGAUGGCAUGCAUGGUGACAUUGUGUGACGAUAACACUGUGACGGAAGUAGACAUCUACCAAGCUCUAAUUAUAUGGAAACAUAUCUCCGAAAUUGAUCACCUUGUCACGAAAUGUUCCAACUUUGUCGGCAAGGUCAUUAAUAAACUGAUGGGAUUCUCCUGCUUCCGGGACACUGUGGCGUUUUCGUCAUCCUGUUACGAUGCCCUAAUCCGUUGCAAAGGUGAGACUGACGGUGACACUAUGAUCAUGGGACACCGUCUCGCUGCUGCGCAUCAACUCAACGGUUCCUACGACAUGGCCGUGCCCAUCUUUUCGUCCGUUUUGGAGAAACAGAAACUCCAUCUCGGCCAUGGUCAUGACGAUACGAUUGCAACGGCCAGCAACAUGGCUGGGUGUUUGGGUGCAAUGGGACGUCGCGAGGAAGGAGGUGCACAAUAUUACUGGGUUUACGAACAACUGAUAAAAACUCAUGACGAGAACCACCCCCGCGUAAGACAGGCACUAAGUAACCACGCAGUCUUUGUUAAAGUUAGUCCCAGUGAGAAGAGAAAUAUUUAUUUGAAAUUGCUCGAGGUAAAUGAAAACGUUAGGGAUUCUCCUAAUUUGCUAGUGACACGGUACAAUGUGGGAAUAACGUUUUAUUCGGAGGGGAAUUACACGGAAGCCUUGCAGUGGUGGAAUUCUGUUCUGGAAGUGAGAAACAAAGUGUGCCCCAAAGAUAUAGAGACUUUUCGAACAAGGAAAAUGAUCGCUAUGGCGAAGCAUAAACUUGGGCAGAAUUCCGAAGCUCAGACAGAACUAGAAGCUUUGCUACCAGAAAUGGAAUCUCGGUUGGGGGAGGAUCAUCCAGAUUGUGAAGAAUUGAAGAAUGCCAUUACAAACCUUAGCAAAUAGAUAAGUAGUUCGGAUUAAAUUAGAUAGCUCUUGAGAAGAAAAAGGUCAAUUAAAAACAAUGCAAAUAUUGCUCAACUUUUCAAUAUUCCUAAUUCACAUGUGCAGUGCACAUUGUGCACAUAACAAUUCAACGUCCAUAAAAUUAAAUGAUAUUCCUGUUGCAAAGGAGACGGCUGUAUUUUUUGGAUUGUAUUUUUUACUUUCCAUCAAAAACAUUUUCAAUCCAUUGAUUUGAUCCAAUUCAAUCCAAUUGGUGUUUAUCCAUUUCAUAUUAAUCACAAAAAAUGUUCAUGAAAAUUUGCAACAUAAUCAUGUAUGUAGCUCAUUCCGAGUAGUUUUUUUAAAUAAAAUUGUUAAACCCCUAACAGACAUUAAUUACAAUAAACCCUAACAAGUUACAAGUAGAAAUAAGUUUGUUUUCAUGAUGUGUCAUUAAAUUAAUAACAUUAAUACAUGUAUUUUAUUGAAUAUAAGUGGUACAUUUCCUGGAAAAAUCACUGUCAUCAUUCAAUACAUGUAAAUACGACUAAAUACAAAAUUGACAAAUGCGUAGAUAUAAAUAUGAUCAGUGGUAUGUGUACAUACUGGUAUAAAUGCAACUUUAUUCAAUUUAGGUUACCACAAAAAAACAUGUACAUUGACAAAAAUUGGUUGUAAAAUUUCAUGACUAAAAUUACUGAGAAUAGGAAGCU
This is a messenger RNA of Folsomia candida, 3645 nucleotides long. RefSeq lists its product as uncharacterized. The record is from RefSeq and is a predicted model, not a curated record. Gene Ontology annotation, molecular function: protein binding. The coding region runs from base 161 to 2953 and encodes 930 amino acids. Lineage: Eukaryota; Metazoa; Arthropoda; Collembola; Entomobryomorpha; Isotomidae. The transcript has 3 exons.